This is a messenger RNA of Dromiciops gliroides (monito del monte), 4262 nucleotides long. RefSeq names its product proteoglycan 4 (gene PRG4). Gene Ontology annotation, molecular function: scavenger receptor activity; polysaccharide binding. Gene Ontology annotation, biological process: immune response. The coding region runs from base 20 to 4213 and encodes 1397 amino acids. The record is from RefSeq and is a predicted model, not a curated record. Lineage: Eukaryota; Metazoa; Chordata; Mammalia; Microbiotheria; Microbiotheriidae. The transcript is spliced from 12 exons.
UCAAUACCUGAAAACAGCCAUGGAGUGGAAAAUGCUUCCUGCUCACCUGUUGAUGUUUUGUCUUUUCUUGAUUCAAGUUUCUUCUCAAGAUUUACCAAGCUGUGCAGGGAGAUGUGGGGAAGGGUAUACUAGAGAUGUCGCCUGCAACUGUGAUUAUAACUGUCAAUACUACAUGGAGUGCUGUCCUGAUUACAAGAAAGUCUGCACUGUGGAGCUUUCCUGUAAAGGCCGUUGCUUUGAGUCAUUCGCCAGAGGGAGAGAAUGUGACUGUGAUUCUGCCUGUAAGAAGUAUGGCAAAUGCUGUCCGGAUUAUGAGGCCUUCUGUGAAGAAAUACAUAAUCCAACAACACCACCGCCAUCUCCAAAGACUCCACGGCCAUCUCCAGAAGCUCCUCAAACCGUCAAAACAACAACUAAACGUUCCCCGAAAACUCCUGUGAAGAGGGCCCCUAACAAAGUGGUACAAUCAGAGGAAAUAACAGAAGAACAUUCUGUUUCUGAAAAUCAGGAAUCCUCCUCUUCCUCUUCUUCCUCUUCAACUGUUCGGAAAACCAAGUCUUCUAAAAAUUCAGCUGCUAAUACAGCACCCAAGAAGAAACCCAAAGCUAAAGAUUCAAAGAAGAAGAGAACCCCCAAAGACAAGCCUACUCCAGCACCUCCAGUUGUAGAAGAUGCAGGAAGUGGAUUAGACAAUGCACCUUUCAAGCCCACUGCUGCUCCUGACAAUGAUGUUCCUACCUCCCAGCCCAAUAAAGUCACCACAACAGUCAAAAUGACAACAGCAGCGCCACCAGUAACUCCCAAGGAGAGUAAUAAGGUCACUUCUAAAGAGACAACUACAACAACUGAAAAGGAGACAUCAACAGCUGCUAAAGAGACAUCCGUUGUAACGAAAGAGGUGACUAGUACAGAUAAACAGACCUCAACUACAGAGAAAGAGAUAACUACUUCAGCAAAAGAAACAUUGACUACAGAGACAAUGACAGCUGCUAAAGACCCUAAGCCCACACCCAAGGACUCUGAGCCUACACCUAAGGAACCUAAGCCCACACCUGAGGACCCUAAGCCCACACCCAAAGACCCUAAACCCACACCUGAGGACCCUAAGCCCACACCCAAAGACCCCAAACCCAUACCUGAGGACCCUAAGCCCACACCCAAAGACCCCAAACCUACACCUGAGGACCCUAAGCCCACACCCAAAGACCCCAAACCCACAUCUGAGGACCCUAAGCCCACACCCAAAGACCCCAAACCUACACCUGAGGACCCUAAGCCCACACCCAAAGACCCCAAACCCACACCUGAGGACCCUAAGCCCACACCCAAAGACCCCAAACCUACACCUGAGGACCCUAAACCCACACCUGAGAAUUCUAAGCCCACACCCGAAGACCCCAAAUCUACACCUGAGGACCCUAAGCCCACACCCAAAGACCCCAAACCCACAUCUGAGGACCCUAAACCCACACCCAAAGACCCCAAACCUACACCUGAGGACCCUAAGCCCACACCCAAAGACCCCAAACCUACACCUGAGGACCCUAAACCCACACCUGAGAAUUCUAAGCCCACACCAGAGAACCCUAAGCCCACACCCAAAGACCCCAAAUCUACACCUGAGGACCCUAAGCCUACACCCAAAGAUCCUAAAGCUACACCUGAGGACCCUAAGCCUACACCCAAAGAUCCUAAAGCUACACCUGAGGACCCUAAGCCUACACCCAAAGACCCCAAAGCUACACCCAAGGACUCUGAGCCCACACCUGAGGACCCUGCACUCUUCCCCAAAGACACAACUUCUGCACCUACUACACCUGAAGUGACUACAAUUGCUAAGGAUAAAGUAACUGAAAAAGAUAUGCCUACUACUCCAGAAAUUACAACUGACCCACCUAAGGAGACAAGUACAACCACUAAAGUGACAACAAGAUCAGUCAGUUCACCCAAAGUGACAACUAAAGUGACAACUACUACAGCUAAAGCAACAACUACUGCCACCAAAGUGACGACUACUACUGCUAAAGAGACAACUACCAAAGCUGAAGAAACAACUACUUUAUCAGAUGAUAAAACCCCUCCUCCUAAAGUGACAACUCCUACACCUGAAAAGCCAACUCCUAAAGUGACAACUACUGCCCCUAAAGUGACAACUACCACAACCAAAGAGACAACUACCACAACCAAAGAAACAACUGCAGUACCAGAGGAGACUACAACUGCCCCCAAAGUGACACCUAAGCCUAAAACAACUACUACUGCCCCUAAAGUGACAACUACCACAACCAAAGAGACAACUACCACAACCAAAGAAACAACUGCAGUACCAGAGGAGACUACAACUGCCCCCAAAGUGACACCUAAGCCUAAAACAACUACUACUGCCCCUAAAGUGACAACUACCACAACCAAAGAGACAACUUCUGUACCAGAGGAGACUACAACUGCCCCCAAAGUGACACCUAAGCCUAAAACAACAACUGCCCCUAAAGCAACAACUACCACAACCAAAGAGACAACUACCACAACCAAAGAAACAACUGCAGUACCAGAGGAGACUACAACUGCCCCCAAAGUGACACCUAAGCCUAAAACAACAACUACUGCCCCUAAAGAGACAACUACCACAACCAAAGUGACAACUACAACAACCAAAGAGACAACUGCUGUACCAGAGGAGACUACAACUGCCCCCAAAGUAACACCUAAGCCUAAAACAACAACUACUGCCCCUAAAGAGACAACUACCACAACCAAAGUGACAACUACCACAACCAAAGAGACAACUGCUGUACCAGAGGAGACUACAACUGCCCCCAAAGUAACACCUAAGCCUAAAACAACAACUACUGCCCCUAAAGUGACAACUACCACAACCAAAGAGACAACUUCUGUACCAGAGGAGACUACAACUGCCCCCAAAGUGACACCUAGGCCUAAAACAACUAUUGCCCCUAAAGUGACAACACCUAAACCAAAAAAGACCACCACGACAACAAAAGAGACAACCACAAAAGCUAAGGAAACAACCGCUGUAACAAAAGACAGAACUACUCCUUUGGUUCCAACACCUGACCCUAAAGUGACAAACAAGAAGACUACAUCUGCACCUAAGGAACCAGUAACUACACCUAAAAUCACAACUACAAGUGAAAAGACAUCAGCAGUAACUGAACCAAACUCUACACCAUUGCCUGAUUCUAUCCUUCAAACCAUUCCUGGAUCCAACAUAAGGCCAAACUCAGAAAUAACAACCUCUCUUCCUAAAAAAGAAGUCACUCCAAAUAAUGAAGAUUUAAAUAUUUUUGAGCAGGAGAAGCCUUACCUGAAUCCUAGGCCUCAUGUAGUUAUUCCAGUUCCAGGUUCUAGCAUCUAUGUGGGAAGACCCAGUCAAGGCAUUAGUAACACUCCAAUGUAUUCAGAUGAGACUAACUUAUGCAAUGGGAAGCCAGUAGAUGGACUGACUACUUUGCGCAAUGGGACACUGGCCGCAUUUCGAGGUCAUUAUUUCUGGUUAUUGAAUCCACACACUCCACCAUCACCAGCUCGGAGAAUUACUGAUGUUUGGGGCAUCCCUUCUCCCAUCGACACUGUCUUUACAAGAUGUAACUGCGAAGGAAAAACUUACUUCUUUAAGAAUUCUCAGUUCUGGAGGUUCACCAAUGAUGUAAAAGAUCCGGGUUAUCCUAAACCAAUUGUCAAGGGAUUUGGAGGUCUAAAUGGAAAAAUAGUGGCAGCUCUAUCAGUAGCAAAAUACAAAAACAGACCGGAAUCUGUGUAUUUUUUCAAGAAAGGUGGCACCAUUCAACAGUAUGUUUACCAACAGGAGCCAGUUAAAAAGUGUUCUGGAAGAAGAUCCACUAUAAACUAUUCCGUUUAUGGAGAACCCACUCAAGUCAGGAGGCGUCGCUUUGAGCGAGCUAUCAUUCCCUCCCAAACACAUACCAUUAGAAUAAGUUAUUCACCUGCCAGAGUCACUUAUCAAAAAGGUUUCCUUCAUAAUGAAGUUAAAGUGAAUACAGUUUGGAGAGGCCUUCCAAACAUGGUUACCUCAGCUAUAGCACUGCCUAACAUGAGAAAACCUGAUGGCUAUGAUUACUAUGCCUUUUCUAAAGAUCGCUAUUAUAACAUUGAUGUGCCUAGGAGAACAGCAAACUUAAUCACCACCCGUUCCGGACAGACAUUAUCUAAUGCCUGGUAUAAAUGUCCUUAAAUAAGAUUUCAAAAGAAGAUAUGAAAAACUUAACAUUUUGACAUGGAAA